Molecule: messenger RNA, 1891 nt
Organism: Halichondria panicea
Lineage: Eukaryota; Metazoa; Porifera; Demospongiae; Suberitida; Halichondriidae
Product: endoglycoceramidase-like
Exons: 3
Coding region: 160-1725 (521 amino acids)
Molecular function (GO): hydrolase activity, hydrolyzing O-glycosyl compounds
Source: RefSeq, a predicted model, not a curated record
ACUCUAACAUUUUUCAGUGGUCAUGUGGUUUUGGUCAUGUGGAGCAAGUAUUCCACAUUAUUAUUCUACAUGAUAAAAAUUAUCAGUAUCAUUCAAACUCUAUGUCCACUCCACGAAACACUUGAAGGAAGGUAGUUAUAUACUGUAUAGAUCUAGACAAUGAAUGUUUCACUACUUCUAACUGCCCUCCUGUGUGCACUGUCAGUGGAGCUCUCCUGGGGUGACCCUGACAAGAUCAAGAUUGACCCAAAGACACGACUCUACGUGAGCAGAGAGGAUGGGCGAGUGAGGGUCUUCCACGGACUGUCUCUGGAGAAUAACGGCUCUCCAAAUGUGCUCGCCAACUACACUGACGAACAGAUGGCAAUGUUGAAAGUGUGGGGACUCAAUGUUGUCAGGUUCGGUUUCCACUGGCACCGCGCAGAGCCCACCCCUGGUAACUACGACAUGACCUAUGUAGACGCUGUUGCUGACCUUAUUGCUCGUCUGAAUGAACACGAUAUCCAUGUCAUACUUGACAUGCAUCAAGACUGUUGGAGCCCACUGUUCUGCAACGCUCAUGGUAUCCCAUCUGCUUAUUCCCAUGGAUACUCAAGUGAGUACGAUCCUAAAGGAAAAAAGGCCUAUCCAUUACCCAUCGUUACACCAACUUAUAAUAACGAUACUCAACUGACAAAUUGUGACGAAGUGAAUCAGAAAAUAUUUGGAUGGUCUAGUUGCUAUGUUACAUAUGGUGUGGGUGCUGCUGCUCAAAGGCUGUACGAUAAUGACGAGGGGAUUUUGGAUCGUUUUGGUGAAUUUUGGAAGUUAAUUGUCAGUAAAGUUAAAGACUACCCGAACGUUCUUGGCUAUGAACUAAUCAAUGAGCCGUGGUUGGGCGACGUGCCACUAAACUUUGAGGAAUUUGUUCCAACAAACCCACACUGGAAUUUGUGGUUCCCUCACGAAUCUGACAAAAAUAAUCUGGAGAAAAUGUAUACUAAACUGCACGAGUACAUUCGAUCACUUGACAAUGAUUCGAUCAUUUUCUUCGAGCCUGCUACUGGAGGAAACUUCCUCGAUGCAUGGCCGGUUGGGUUCACUGAGGGACCAGGUGGACCAGAGUAUAACGAUCGACAGGUCCUCGCCUACCACGUCUACUGUCUCUUUGUCGAUUCAAAGCAGCCACACACCUUUCUCAACUACAUCGUCUCAUUGCUCUCCAAAGACGGGUGUGACCUACUCACUGACUCUAUGUACGAUGUUCGCGACUCUGAUACGAAGAAACUAGGACUGGGUGGAUUUAUGACAGAGUUUGGAGAUACUGGUCAAGGAGUGACUCCUGAUCUUAUUCAUCACGCCACAAAUAAAAUGGAUGAGUUUAUGCAUGGCUGGACUUUUUGGUAUCUCACUCCUGAUCCUAAGGUGAACAACUCCACAGUAAUUUCCUUGUUAGCAAGACCAUUCCCUCACAAGAUUGCUGGGACUCCCUCCAAGUAUAGCUUUGAUCCAGACAAAAAAGUGUUCCAACUCACCUACAUGCCGUGUACUGAGGAGCCUUGUGUUAGCAAGCCAACAGAGAUCUUCACUGCCAAAAAUUAUGCAUUCUCGUAUGGAAUGAAAGUGGACAUUUUGAGCGAGAACACAGUGACUCACAGCCUGGAUGAAGACACACAGAUGCUCUAUGUGAACGUGAUCAAGGUCGUGCCUGAAAAACCAGUUCAAGUCACCUUGUCUGUAAAUUGAUAUAAUUAUAGUUGGCUCUAUAUUAUUCAUAGGGAUGUAUCAUAAUUAUAUAAUUUCAGCAUCUUUAGUAGUUGGUUGUAGAUCGAUGCAGCUAGCUUCUUUUUAUUGUCACUAUUGUCACUAUUUAUUUAUAUAAUUAUCGUGAUAGUAAUGUUUCAUACGAGAA